GAAGUAAAGCUCAAAAUGAGUAAGGUUUGGUGGCCUUUAAUAUUCCUCAAUAACAACAACAACACAACAAGAGUCGUCUGGAGGAGGAGAAACCUCGAAGUAAACUACGUGAUCUGUAAAGUAUCAGUACAGUACCUGAAGUAAGCGCCCUUUGUAACCUUCAGCAAUGCAUGAAGAGGAAGAUCCUAAAGAAUACCGGUGGGAGAGUGGAUACGAGAAAACAUGGGAGGCUAUACAAGAAGACGAAUCUGGCCGCCUGGAGCCAUCGGUGACAGAGAUGAUACAGCGAGCUAAGCGGAGGAGAUUGUUGGAUCGAGAAGCCAGUGUGAGGCUAGGAAUAAUGCGGCACGUCUAUAUUAUCCUGGAUGUGUCUCAAGCAAUGACAGAGCAGGAUUUGAAACCUACACGACAGAGCUGCACUCUGAAGAUUCUUGAGGAUUUUAUUAAAGAAUUUCAUGAGCAGAAUCCCAUUAGUCAGCUUGGAAUAAUUACUACUCAGAAUAAGACUGCCAAGAGACAAAGUGAACUCAGCAAUAACCCACAAAGGCAUCUAGAGUGUAUCAAGAAACUACAAGAUCUGCCUGCCAGAGGAGAGCCCUCACUACAAAAUUCUCUGGAAGUAGCACUGUCAUCUCUGCGCCAUUUACCACCUCACACUUCUCGAGAGAUUCUCAUCAUCUUUGCGGCUCUGACUUCCUGUGACCCGGGGGAAAUUGGAGCUACUAUACAGAAAGUGAAGGAUGCAAAUAUUCGUGUGUCAGUGGUAGGUCUUGCAGCAGAGCUCCAUGUUUGCAAAGACAUAAGUCAAGAGACAGGUGGCUCCUUCUCAGUGUGUAUUAAUGAUCUCCACCUGAAAGAGUUGAUCCAUGACCACUUGGAGCCCCCGCCUGCCUCUGUUAAAAUGGAUCAUACACUCAUUAAAGUUGGCUUUCCACAUCAAAUUAAUGCUGAUGCCAAACCUGCUCUAUGCAUGUGUCACCUGGAUGACUCGCCACCUCUCAAUACACGUGGCUAUUACUGCCCCCAGUGCACAGCCAAGUACUGUGAUCUUCCUGCUGAAUGUCGUGUGUGUGGCCUCAUGUUGGUUACGGCACCACAUCUUGCACGAUCUUACAGACAUCUCUUCCCACUGAAACAAUUUGAUGAGGUGCUGGUAGAAGAAACUACAGCCAAGAACUGUUAUGGGUGCCUGAAGCAUUUUACAGAAACUGCAGCUGAUAAAAAAGUGUAUGUGUGUAGAACAUGCAGGCAAGUUUUCUGCUUUAAUUGCGACAUAUUUCUUCAUGAAACAAUUCACUCCUGCCCAGGAUGUGCUUCUAAUCCUACAAUAUCUCAAUAUAACACAAGCUGAAAAAUGUAUUUACUACAGUGGACCCCCGACAUUCGAUGGCAUCGACAUUUGAUAAAUCCGACAUUCAAUGCAUUUUAACGCAAAAAUUUUGCCUCAACAUUCGAUGGAAAACCCGACAUUCGAUACGAUUCGUACGAGACGUGUCCACGUGUGGCCUGAACUGCACUGUGUGUGCCAGUGUUUACAAGCCAGCUAGUGUGCGCGCAUCUAAGGAUACAUUCGGUGCAUUCCAUAUUAUCACUGUUUUUGGUGCUUGUUUCUGCAAAAUAAGUAACCAUGGGCCCCAAGAAAGCUUCUAGUGCCAACCCUUCGAGAAAAAAGUUGCUAAUGACUAUUGAAAUGAAGAAAGAGAUAAUUGCAAAGUACGAAAGUGGAGUGCGUGUGUCGGAGUGCAUGAUGAUUUAUUAAAGAAAUUGCCUGCAACUAGUGGUGAUGUGAGUGAAUUUAAGGCCAGCAAAGGUUGGUUUGAAAGAUUUAAGAAUCGUAUUGGCAUACACAGUGUGGUAAAGCAUGGUGAGGCUGCCAGUUUAAGUCCUAAUGGAAGGGGAUUCCCCUUCUAAACACUAACACCAUCCACACUCUCCCCUCCUCCCAUCCCAUCAAUCAUCACCAGAUCUUUAUUAAAGGUAAGUGUCAAUUAUUCUAUUGUUAUUAAUCUAUUUUUAUUGUUGUUAUUGUAAUUUUUCUAUUGCAUCAAACUUAAUAUUUCAUGUGGUAAAUUUUUUUUUCAUACUUUUGCGUGUCUUGCACGGAUUAAUUUGAUUUCCAUUAUUUCUUAUGGGGAAAAUUAAUUUGACUUUCGAUAUUUUCGACAUUCGAUAGCUCUCAGGAACGGAUUAGUAUCGAAUGUCGAGGGUCCACUGUAUAUCAUAUAUAUCUUUAUAUAGAUGUUGCAUAUUUAAUGUCACACACAAUUAACUUUGACCCAUAUGUUAGGCAACAAAAGUUACUCACACAUUCAAGAGUUAAUAGAUAAUUAAUUAAUGAGCAUUAUAUAUAAAAAAAGAAGAAACUACAUGAAAGAUAACAGUAGGUAAAUAUAGUAUGUUUUUAAGGGCUUCUGAAAUGUAAUGGCAACUACAGAAUAACAAGCCAGGUAAUUAUUUCCAGAGAAAAAGAUAUGGUGCUCUUUAAUGAAGGGAUGUAAAAUAGCAGUAGAUUCUUUUUGUCCUUGUUUUGACUUUUUGUCUUGUUACACAACCAAAUCUCUAAAAAAAAUUUCAUCUGCAGCCAGUGAAACUAUUGAUAUAAAAUGUUUAAUAAUGCAUGUCAAAGCUAAGAUAGUUACUGUUUAUUUUCAUACAUUAUAUUUAGUACAAUUUUUUUUUUUAAAUAUUUAGUACAAUUAUCAUGUACUGUACCAUUUUAUCAGAAAUCAUUUCAGGAUUUUCAAAUCUGAACUGUAACAGUUAUAAUGCUCAUUUCAAUUGAUCAUUGAAGGUUUGGUGACCAGUAUCCCCAAUAAUUGACAAUUUUUCGUUUUGCUCAACUUUGUGUAGGAAAGUUAAAUAAGCAGUAUAUAAGAAAUGCUCUUGGUGAAAAGUAACAAGCAAAGGAUAACUUGCAUACUGUAUAUAUAUAUUUAUAUACAUGUGUUCUUUCUAUUUUGUGUUUGAUUUCACUUGUCUCAUAGAACUGAAGGUAUUAGGUUAAUCUUAAUAACUAAAAUUUAUUAUAGAUUUACCUUCUUUACUUUUUUGUGUGUUACUUGAAUCAGUUCAUCAAAUCUGUAUCACUUCAUUUUUUUUCUUCAUUCUCAUUUACUUGGAAAUAGAAGGUAAGAAUUGUAGAAGGUGACUAAAAUACCAGGCAUGAGGGGUAGGUCACUGCAUUUCUUGUACCUAUAACAAAAAUCAGCUGGAAUAAGUGUUCAGAGAUAUUGUGACUUGUAGGUAGUAGGUUGGUAGACAGCAACUUCCCAGGGAGGUACUACCGUCCUGCCAAGUGAGUGUAAAACGUAAAUCUGUAAUUGUUUUACAUGAUGGUAGGAUUGCUGGUGUUUUUUUUGUCUCAUAAACAUGCAAGAUUUCAGGUACGUCUUGCUACUUCUACUUACACUUAGGUCACACUACACAUACAUGUACAAGCAUAUAUAUACACACCCUUCUGGAUUUUCUUCUAUUUUCUUUCUAGUUCUUGUUCUUGUUUAUUUCCUCUUAUCUCCAUGGGGAAGUGGAACAGAAUUCUUCCUCCGUAAGCCAUGCAUGUUGUGAGAGGCGACUACAAUGCCAGGAGCAAGGGGCUAGUAACCCCUUCUGUAUAAAUUACUAAAUUUUAAAAGAGAAACUUUUGUUUUUCUUUUUGGGCCACCCUGCCUUGGUGGGAUAUGGCCAGUUUGUUGAGAGAGAGAAAAAAAAAGAGGAUAUUGUGACUGGGUUGUUUGAAUGUACAUGAAUGUAGAAAUAAAAGAUUGUAGAUAAUAUGAAUGCAAGUAGAUUUUAAGAGUUGUGCUUAGAAAUAAGCUUUGAAAUGCUGUAUAUAAUAUAUAUUUAAGAAGAAAAAGGAUACAGUAUAUAAAUAUUUAAAGUAUGACGAAGCAUCUAAACAGGUUGGUCUGCUGAAUUCUGUGCUAAUGGGCAAAAUAUUUAGGGUUAGGCAUACUCAGCCAACCAGUACUUCUCAGAAUGGGAGGAAAAGGUAAUUGGCAGGCUGAACGUAAGGUAGUUAUACUGAGGGAUAGCACAAGAAUCUGAAGGGGAAGAUUGAAAAUGUGUAAUGUAGAAAGGCAAAAAUUGCUUUAUUGAUGUGAUAAUUCUAUAUUGUGCAGGAUCAUGGAGAUUGUGGAAGCAAACAAAAAUAACAGACAUUGAGUAUUCUGAUCUCAUAAUGAAGGAAAAUUAGACUGUGUACAGAUUUAUGACUGGAAAAGAAUGAAUGUAAUCAUUGAAUGAUAUUUAGUCCAGAAAGAGUAGCUGAAGCUGAGCAUUACACUUUGUCACCAUGGUUGAGUUUGGACAAGACUAAAGGCUGAAUGACUAAGAUUUAGAGUAAAUUUUGUUUGCUAAGACAGCUUUCAGAAAUGUUAUGUAGGAUUUCCACAAUAUUUAGGAUCCAAAGAGGUGGCCAAGAAAUUUAACAGCUUGGCAAGCCAGAAGGACACCAAACAGGAAGAGUGCUGUGGAUAUCCAAUGUACCAUGCUUGUCUCCCGUUAAUCACAUUUCACUAAUUUGUAAUUGGAGCUAUUAAGAGCUAUGGGUAAAGUGGUAUGGGUCACUCCCUGAUUCUUGAUUUUUGAAAAGGAAGUACAGUUUCAAAGAUUCCCACUUCUCAUUACAGUGGUAGUUUUCAGAGUCGAGACAUAAGUAUGUCACCAAGCAUGCUUGGCUGUCUGUAUGACAAGCAUGAGCCUUUGUAUAUUUAAAGGCCAAAUAGCUAUCAGCAGUACAGUUGCACUGAUAAUAGCCUGAUGUAAACAUGUUUUACAUGAAUUGCUUGAGCACUAUGCUAACCACCAAGGUACGUACACUUUUUUUUUUUCAACAAACCGACCAUAUCCCACCAAGGCAGGGUGGCCCAAAAAUAAAAAUAAAAGUUUCUCUUUUUAAAUUUAGUAAUUUAUACAGGAGAAGGGGUUACUAGGCCCUUGCUCCCGGCAUUUUAGUCGCCUCUUACAACAUGCAUGGCUUACGGAGGAAGAAUUCUGUUCCACUUCCCCAUGGAGAUAAGAGGAAAUAAACAAGAACAAGAACUAGAAAGAAAAUAGAAGAAAACCCAGAGGGGUGUUUAUAUAUAUGCUUGUACAUGUAUGUGUAGUGUGACCUAAGUGUAAGUAGAAGUGGCAAGACGUACCUGAAAUCUUGCAUGUUUAUGAGACAGAAAAAAGACACCAGCAAUCCUACCAUCAUGUAAAACAAUUACAGGUUUCCGUUUUACACUCACUUGGCAGGACGGUAGUACCUCCCUGGGCGGUUGCUGUCUACCAACCUACUACCUAGGAGGUACUUACACAUUUUGUGAAAAUUGUCUGAGGCUCAUGUGAGAGCAGUAAGAGAAGACGUUGCACAACCCUCAUCCUUAGAGAUGUGGAGAAAAUAUGACUCUUGUUUCCCCUCCCACCCAUAGCAGGGAAAGAAAACAAUAGCGAUAUGGCACAUAGAGCUUCCAAUGUGUGUUCUGAGAUUGCUGCCAGGAUUGCCGAUAAGAGUGAGUGUAAGUGUUGGAUAUAAUGAGGCCAUUCAAGGCUACCUUGAUACUGGUGAAAAGCUUUAUCCAAGAAUUUUAGCUAAACUCCCUCUUAUAUUAAACUGGCUUGCCUCCCAUUCCCUUGGUGUUAUAUAACACUUACAGAUUUUGAGAAAAAAACUAAAGAAAAGUACAGGUUUUGCAGUGGUAGUCAGCGCUGUAUAGCCCUUGUGGCUUAGCGCUUCUUUUUUAUUAUAAUAAUAAUAAUUUGCAGCGGUAAAUGAGUGGAAUAAACUUUGAAAUAUACAGUGGAACCUUGGUAUGCAACCAGCUCCCUACUCAAACAAAGCUCAGCACUUGACCAAACAAAUACGGCCUGCCAAAACUUUGCUGUAAACUAUUUCGUGUUUUUUCGCAUUUUUUGGUGUUUUUUGUAUUAUUUUUAAAAAUAAGUCACCACGGGGCCUACGACGAUUAGUGAUAACAGCCAAUCAAACAGAAAAUUGGCUGGGAGGAACUUGUUCAAUACUCAAACGAAGUGUCACUCGAACAGCCUUCUGGAGUGAAUUAAGGUUGCAUACCGAGGUUCCGCUGUAAUACUAUUGAAGCAAAUUUUUUGAAAUGUUUUAAUAAACAUGGAAUUGUUGGAUUCCUUGUGAUAACUACCAAAUUAUUCUAGCAACUUCAAAUUUUCAAUGUUAGUGUGUCUUUAGUAUAUUAUACCCUUUUUUAGUACUAAGAAAUUGGGCUCUCAAACUGAACAAUUAAAAAGACAUUCACAAUAUUUCAAACUUAUACCAUGUAAAUUUUUAAGCAAUUUCCUUUGCCCAUUUAGGAGAUAUUAGUUUUUAUCUUAAAUCUACAACAGGUAUUAAAUAUUAAGCAAAAUAUUAAAUACUUUUUACUAUGCAAUGGUCUGCUAUGUGUUCUUGCACAUGAGAAUGACUUGUGUGUGUUUCAGUAAGAUCCAUCUAUUGGUUUUUAUGAUGUAAAUGGGAGAACAACCAUGCUAAAACCAGUCCCAAAGAUGCCUACCAAGUAUCAGUGGGUGACUGAUGAGGUACCCCUGAAGGGGAACACGAAAGUAGUUGCUUGAUUUUUUCCUCCCAAUUUUAUUGUUUAUAACUUGAGGAUGCCUAUCACUUUCCAUGCACUAACUUGAGAAAACCUUUUUUUUUUUUUUUUUUUGAUCAGUUUCAAGCUUUCAAUACAAAAGGACUGUACUUUGAAGAAGAUUGGGACUGUUCUUGCAGUCUGCAGGUGCUAAUUUUCCAGUUAAAUUUAUUUUUAAAGUGGUGUAUUGGAUAUCAAAUUGGGGAGGAGGAGUAUGGAAGAAGUGAAUGUUUUCAGAUAUUUGGGAGUUGACGUGUCAGCAGAUGGAUUUAUGAAGGAUGAGGUUAAUCAUAGAAUUGAUGAAGGAAAAAAGGUGAGUGGUGCAUUGAGGUAUAUGUGGAGGCAAAAAAUGUUAUCUAUGGAGGCAAAGAAGGGAAUGUAUGAAAGUAUAGUAGUACCAACACUCUUAUAUGAGUGUGAAGCUUGGGUUGUAAAUGCUGCAGUGAGGAGGCGGUUGGAGGCAGUGAAGAUGUCCUGUCUAAGGGCAAUGUGUGGUGUAAAUAUUGUGCAGAAAAUUUGGAGUGUGGAAAUUAGGAGAAGGUGUGGAGUUAAUAAAAGUAUUAGUCAGAGGGCUGAAGAGGGUUUGUUGAGGUGGUUUGGUCAUUUAGAGAGAAUGGAUCAAAGUAGAAUGACAUGGAGAGCGUAUGAAUCUGUAGGGGAAGGAAGGCGGGGUAGGGGUUGUCCUCGAAAAGGUUGGAGGGAGGGGGUAAAGGAGGUGUUGUGGGCGAGGGGUUUGGACUUCCAGCAAGCGUGCGUGAGCGUGUUAGAUAGGAGUGAAUGGAGAUGAAUGGUAUUUGGGACCUGACAAGCUGUUGGAGUGUGAGCAGGGUAAUAUUUAGUGAAGGGAUUCAGGGAAAUCGGUUAGUUUAUAUAACCGGACUUGAGUCCUGGAAAUGGGAAGUACAAUGCCUGUAUUUUUUCCAUGAAAUAACUUGAGAGGGAACUAGUAAGCUCUUUAUUUUCUUGAUCAGUUGAGCUGUGGUACCUCCACUGGACUGUCAGGCCAUCAGCCAGGAAGCCUGGUUUGACAGUAGGCCAUGGAGAUCAGUUUUGUAUUUUCAAAAUGUGGUUUUUCUGUGAAAUAACCUGAGUAUGCCUCUUCUGAACAGUUUCAAUCUUUAAUGGCUGAUGCACCUUAUUGACAGGAUAACAUCCAAUCAGUUUAGUCUUAGUAGAUGCAGAUUUGCCCAUUUCCUUAUACGUGUAUUGUUAACAAACUGGGCAAUAAAUGAAGAAUGCCUUUUCUGAUUGGUUUCACUCUCACUGACAGUGAACUUUGUUUAGAGGGUCACAGUGAUUUUGAGUGGGACAUGUUUUAAUUUAUGAAUUUUAUUAAAUAAAGUGGUUUCCAUGCAAUAACUGGUAAAUGCCUGUUCUGACCAGCUUCAGACCCUAAAUCCUGGUGUAUUUUAGAGAAUUUUUUGGUUGAUCUUUGGCUGUGUAGGUGCCAAUAUGCCAGUUUUAUUGAAGAAAAUGUAAAAAUUUAAAUAGGAUUUCAUAUAAUAAUAUGUGAAUGCCUUCUUAAAGGAAGCUUUGAAUUCUUAUUGCACUGUAUAUGUGUGUGCCAAUUUGCAGAACUGUACUUCAUCCACUCAGUUGUUCCUGUUUGGUAGUUCCUACAUGGUACAGUAUUCAAAUUCCUGUUAUUAAAAAAUAAAAUAUUUUUCAUAAUAUUAUAGGAUAGCAGAAAAUUUGAAAUAGAAUAUAAUUGAAAAACAUUGAAA
Molecule: messenger RNA, 8311 nt
Organism: Cherax quadricarinatus
Lineage: Eukaryota; Metazoa; Arthropoda; Malacostraca; Decapoda; Parastacidae
Gene: Ssl1
Product: general transcription factor IIH subunit 2 Ssl1
Biological process (GO): regulation of transcription by RNA polymerase II; DNA-templated transcription; nucleotide-excision repair
Cellular component (GO): transcription factor TFIIH holo complex; transcription factor TFIIH core complex
Molecular function (GO): zinc ion binding
Source: RefSeq, a predicted model, not a curated record